Molecule: messenger RNA, 2484 nt
Organism: Haliotis rufescens (red abalone)
Lineage: Eukaryota; Metazoa; Mollusca; Gastropoda; Lepetellida; Haliotidae
Product: G-protein coupled receptor 161-like
Exons: 2
Coding region: 703-1890 (395 amino acids)
Biological process (GO): G protein-coupled receptor signaling pathway
Cellular component (GO): membrane
Molecular function (GO): G protein-coupled receptor activity
Source: RefSeq, a predicted model, not a curated record
CAGCCGGGAGUGUGAAUCUAUUUAUAGCAACAUUUCGGCGUGGAACGCGUUGUACGUAAACACGAACACCGAAGUGCAAACAAUAGCAGCUGUAGAUGGGUAGCCAUCUCACUUGUGCAGAAGAAGCACGUGGCGGUCAGUCUUCCCUGAAACACCCAAGAAGAGAUGGCGCUGGUCAUGCCAGACACUGGAGGAUGAACAGUUCACUCGUCUGUGAAGAUUGGCCGUGCCAUCAAGUGUUUCGACUCUGGACCUUGUCUCACAGGGGUGUUGAUACACAACACGAUUCUGUCAAAGGAUACGAAUUGAACGAAAACGAAAAAAUCACUAUCCAAGGAUUCAUCGAUUCUCGUGUACGCAAAGCAGCCCACCUCAAACUAUUGCAGUGACAAUGACGGCUAAUCCAACCACGGCUACAGGAAACAGCAUCAAACCCUUCGCUAUCCGAAUCAUCGUCAAACCUAAGGUCGAACAUAACGUCAAACUCAACGUCAUUUGUAACAGGACCUGCAUAAACAGUGUGUAUGUUAAGGCUUUGUCAAUAUUUUGAUAAUGAGAUGUUUAAGAGAUAUUCAGUCGCAGGAAGACGAGGAGACGUGUUCCAUAAUGUGAUAUAUACACUUCGGUCUUGCCGUGAAGAAGAGCAGGAGGAAAGAUCCAACUGAGUUAUUCCGAACUGGAAAGGUUUUUGACAAAUGAACAAUGAAACGAAACGUGACAAAAUGCCUGACGUCUUGUGUGACACCGACUGUAACCCCGGUGUCCAUGCCGACAAUGGCGGCCGGAAUGUGCAUUGUUUUUCUCACCAGCCUUGUCGCCAACUGUCUUGUAAUUGUCGUGUUUAUCCUGAGACCCACACUGCUGUCCCUAUCCAACAAAAUUGUUCUAAACCUCAUUCUGUGCAAUAUUCUCACAACAAUCCUCAUCAUGCCUGGGGUAAUCAUCACCAUGGCAACAGGAUCGUGGUUGCUGGGAGACGUGUGGUGCCAGGUGUCAGGGUUUCUUCUGAAUGUUCUGUUUGGUGCCAGCAACCUGACCCUAUUGACGGUGAGCGUUGACCGUUACUUCGCCAUCGUGUCUCCCCUUCACUACAAGCUCCGCGUCACCCCCUCGCGGUGCACCGCCGCCCUGAUGGCGGUGUGGAUGCUGUCAGUGUGCGUGUCGGUGCCCCCGCUCCUGGGGUGGAGCCACAUAAGCUUCCAGGACCAUAUGAUGCUCUGCACCGUCCAGUGGUCCGGUCCAAAGGUUGUGGACCGGUACUACGUUGGGUGUAUAACCUUACUGUUCUUCCUCGUGCCCCUGACGGUCAUGUUAUGGACGUAUGUUGUCAUCUUCUGUGCCGCUAGGGGAAACAGUCAACGCACGCGGCGGAACAGCGUCCUACCAGCGCCGACGGAGGACGAGAGUUCUAUGCGAAUGGAGCGUCGGGGAAGCGGCUCUGUGUCGACACUUCGUCGUCUGAGUUCCGGCACCAUCCGGCUUGGGCAGCAGCUGGCCCAGAAACAGGGCUGGAAGGCGGCGGUGACCAGCUUCAUCGUGCUGCUGUCCUUCCUGGUUUGCUGGCUGCCCUAUGUGUGUGUGAUAGUCCUAGAGGCGGCCAGGAGUCCAGCGACCGUGAGCAGGUACGCGGGGACGAUCAGCAUCCUCCUAGCUGCCAUCAGCUGCACCGCGAACCCGCUCGUUUACGUGUUCCGGAGCCGGACCACCCGGACUGUGUUGACGCAGUUUAUAGAGAGACAGACGGUUGUCCAGGACAUUGCAGGCCAGGUGGAAAGUAGACGACAUUCCGAUGUGUCAGACAUUGCCUCAUCCUCCUUAACACUGGCUCGUACAGCGCCACCGGUGUCACAGUCCUCCACACUCACUCUCCCUGGAACUUCCACGACGUGAUGAUAUUGGCAAUAUUGGUAGGUCCCGUUGUUGAUAUUGGUCAUAUGUCCCGUUAGGGAUCGACCAUUUGAUAUUCGGGAGGGGGAGAAGGAAGCUGGGACUUUGUAUGGAGAUUCUUUUGUUCAGCUACAGCUGCAAAACCUGAUAUAUUUUAUUUAGGAUGUAUGAACCUAAAAUCAUUUUUUAUAAACACCUUGCAACAAUGUAUUUUUUGUGGCAGACAUUUUUUUCCUUUCAACAAUCUGAAGCAUAAUUAUUUUUUAAAACAUUUUCUUGGACUAUAUAUUUUUCAAUACACCCAGGGUAUCAAAUGGACGGUCCCUCACUAGUGUUCUCAUUGGCCGUUUGUCCCGCUAAUAGUGUUUCUAUUGACCAUUUACUUGUGUUGAUAUUGGCUAUGUGUCCCAUUACCAGUCUUGUUAUUGGCCAUGUUUCCCAUUACUAAUGUUGAUAUUAACCAUUAUCUAGUGUUUAUGCUGGCCAUGUUUCCGAUUAUUAGUGUUGAUAUUGAUGAUGUUUCCUUCCCAUUACUCGUGUUCAUAUUGAUCAUGUUUCCCAUUAUUAGUGUUGGUAUUGAUCAUGUUUCCUUCCUAU